AGAAGCCAGCUGAGAGCGCCUGCGCGGCUGUCGGUUGAUGGGGAGGUCAGGUCUGGGAAACUAGGCCCUGGGGUUUUCCCUGAGCAGGAGCGGUGCCCGAGGGCCUCAGGUACGCAGAAGGGCGGGGAGACAUGGGAUCAGCACCUCCACCUCCUAAGGGACCGAAGGGCAGGAGAGCGAGAGGACUUGUCCCCAGAGGUGGAGUCCGAAGUGGGGGCGCCCCAGUUGACCCUUCGGGACAAAACGUGACUUCAGCCUUAAGGAUCUAAAACCGGCCGCGGUCAGGUCAGGUGGCCCUCAACGCUCAGGCGUCAGUCCAGGCCCUGAAUGGCUGGUCUCCAGCGGUUGGCGUCACAUCUGCCUGUGGGCGUUAUGCUCCCACAUAAUACAACGGAAGCUCCAGGGCCCCACUCAGCCAAGCAAGACUCUUACGAACAAGGUGACUCUUCCCAGCAGUCCUUGAAGGGGCACCUGAGGAACAAUUUCCAGAAGCAGCUUUUGAGCAACAAAGAGUUGAUUCUGGAUAAAGUCUAUACUCACCCCAAAUGGAACACCCAAACAAAAGCCCGGAGCUACUCCUAUCCCCACUGUACUGGAAUCAGCCAGCAAGAUCCAGAAAGUGAUUCCCAGGGCCAAGGAAAUGGUUUGUUUUACUCGUCAGGCCCUCAAUCCUGGUAUCCCAAAGCCAAUAACCAGGACUUUAUCCCCUUUACAAAGAAACGAGUUGGAGUGGACCGGGCGUUCCCAUUGAAACCCAUGGUCCACAGGAAGUCGUGCAGUACAGGUGAGGCUGGCACUGAUGGGGACCAUAAUGUCUACCCAAGGCCCCCUGAGCCGAGAGAGUUUUCAUCUAGGAACUUUGGUGUGAGGAACCAGGGCAACUUUUCUGUGGUUGGUACUGUUCUUGCUGCCACGCAGGCGGAGAAGGCCGUGGCAAACUUUGACAGGACGGAGUGGGUGCAGAUCCGAAGACUAGAAGCUGCAGGGGAGAGCUUAGAGGAGGAAAUCCGAAGAAAGCAGAUUCUCCUGAGGGGAAAGCUGAAGAAGACAGAGGAGGAACUCAGAAGGAUCCAGACGCAAAAGGAACAGGCCAAGGAAAAUGAAAACGGAGAGCUACAGAAAAUUAUACUCCCCAGGAGCAGAGUUAAAGGUAAUAAAAGCAACACCAUGUACAAACCUAUCUUCUCCCCAGAAUUUGAGUUUGAGGAAGAAUUUAGUAGAGACAGGAGAGAGGAUGAAACUUGGGGACGGUCUCAACAAAAUUCAGGUCCAUUCCAGUUCUCUGAUUAUAGAAUCCAGAGGCUCAAAAGGGAAAGGCUGGUAGCAAGCAAUAAUAAAAUUCGAGACCCAGUCUCAGAGCCAUCGGUGGAGAAAUUCUCCCCGCCUUCAGAAACACCAGUCGGUGCUUUGCAGGGAUCCGCCAGAAAUUCCAGCCUGUCCAUGGCACCAGACUCCUCAGGUUCCAGCGGCUCCAUUGAAGAGCCACAGCUGGGUGAGUGCAGCCACUGUGGGCGCAAAUUCCUCUCGUUCAGGCUGGAGAGACACUCCAACAUCUGCAGCAGGAUGCGGGGUUCCAAGAGGAAAGUGUUUGACUCCUCCAGGGCCCGGGCUAAGGGCACAGAACUAGAGCAGUACUUGAACUGGAAGGGGCCAGCUUCAGCCAAGGCUGAACCUCCUCAGAAGAGCAACUGGAGAUAGAAGCAUGAAUCUUUUAUCCAUACGUUCCGCCAGGCUCGAGAGGUCCAGCAGGUAACUGCCAAAGGUGGAAACUGUUCACACUUGCCUCCCAUCCUGCCUGCAGAAAACCCAGACUGCAUUCAGUGUCCUCAGUGUAGCCACCACUUUGCUCCCAAGGUGGCUGAGCAACACAUUCCCAAGUGUAAGACCAUCAAGAACUGUCUUCCACCUCUAAGGAAGCAUUAUAGUUGAGCAGACAACAAUGGAAACUUUUGGAUAGUUCAGAAAGCUCUGCUUCUCUUCAGCAGUAAAUGGGAGUAGAAUUUGAUGCAAAGCAGAAAGAAAUCAAACAGCUCCCAGAUCUGCCUGCAGAGCUAAAAUCUGUGAGGAGAGAGCCACUGCUAAGCAGCAGGAGGCAGAAGGAAGCCCCAGCUUCCCACUAAAUUACAACCUUGGGCUGGUAUGCUUUAUGUUAUUGCCCUCAGAAUUGAUGGGUGAAGACACUGAAGAGUCAUGAGCAGGCUCCAUUAAAGCUCUUUUCUUGCAUGCCUGACUUGUGGUUUGUGCUAGUUAAGUGCCUGCAUCUGGUUCUGCCUUCUUGUCACUGCAUGUAUGUUCAGAGUUCCUGUUAACUCUUGCUUUUGUAGAAGCUGGAGUUAUUAGGAUGUGUUGGUGUCAGAGGGGCAUGAUCACCCAGAUAGUAACUCUUAUAAAAGAUAAUACAAUUUUGCUAUAAGGCAUUAUUAAUGGAAAUCUAUCCUUGGUCUCCCUGGUGCAUAAGCCUGGCCAAAACCCAAUACAAGUAUGUAAGGUUAAGGCACCAAUGUCUCCUAAACCUUCCCUAUGGUGUACUGUGUAAUAAAGGAAAGAUCUUUAUGUACUUUACAGGGUAGGGAUGGGUGUUGGGGGGGAAACACAUUAUACUUCUCUCUACUUGUUCUUUUCUAAUGGGUUUCAUAUGUUAAGAAAGAAACCUCCAUUUUAGCUGUUAGUAGCACUCUACUUUCAAAUCGGUUUGGCUAAAUGACUGUUUAGAGGCAGCAAAAUCUACCAUCAAAGCAAGCUGAGACAGGCUGGUCAUGGUGGCUCAUUCCUAUAAUUCCAGCACUUUGGGAGGCUGAAGUGGGAGGAUUGCUUGAGGCCAGGAGUUCAAGAGCGGCCUCGACAACAAAGCAAGACCCCAUCUCAAAACAAAACAAAGCUGGGACACUGCACAGUGUCACAUGCCCUUGGCAAUUAUAGCAUAGUCAACUUCUAUUUCAGAGAGUAAACUUUGAAGGGAAAGGGAUCAAAUCUUUUUAAUUUUCUCUGUGUAGAAUAUUGCCUAGCACAAGUUAGACCUUCAAUUAGUGAGGUCUGGAGAUUUAAAAUUAAACAAGAAGAUGAGUGAGUCCUACACUAGUGAAAUCAGAGAACUGAUAAGUUAAUGUCUGCGAGAGUAUUAUCAGUUCAGAUAGGAGUGAAGUUAGCACAACAGAUAGAAAUCUUAGGAUUACUGUUCUGUAUUACUCAAAUUGUUAGUUUAAAAUACUGGAGAAAAACUGCUCAAUUUGAGCUAGUCAACAGGGCUAGACAGACAACAAAAUCCUAUUUUACUAAGUAACAAAUGGCCACUCACUCUUGCUCCAUUUCCACUGCACUCCAGCCUGGUGACCUAGUGAGACUCCAUCUCAAAAAAAAAAAAAAAAAAAAGAAAAAAAAAUUGGGCUAACAGAUCAGACCAAUUUGAAAUGUGAGUUAAGGCUUUAGCGGUGAAGCUGCAGGACACAGGCUGGGAAAAAAUCCUAUAUAUUUAAAUAGGAGCACACAUUUCUUUGCACUCUUUUUAAUUGUUCCAAAGGAAAGGAGGUAUCACAUAAUAAAGCUUUAUGGUUAGCCCCUUAAGGAAACCUCACACAGAGAUAAUGGAUAUUUAACCUAAUAGGUACAUUCCCUAGGCAAGUUCAAUGAAAUGUACACUUUAAGUGGGAAUGUAAACCAGUACAUUGCAAUAGAUGGCAAGAGUAAGCUGUGGCCAAGGUCACAAAAUGGCAACAUGUGGAUUGCUUUGCUCCACAGAUGUUUUAUUUCGCUGGCCUAGCAUUCAUAAUAUGAUCUGACAUUUAAAAACUGGGAUAUGGAACAUCUCUUGAAAAACUGGAAGUUCUGGAAACACUGGGCCAGCAACCCGCAUGGCACAAAUUGGGUGGGGUUUAGAAUCAGAUGCUCCUCCAGAUGGGAAUGGUAGCACCAGACCACUGCAGUCUCACUUGGCCUGCUUCACUUCUUUACCUUAUCUGCCUGGUACCACAGGCACUUGGAUUUGGGAUCGCUGGAUGUUAGUAAGGUCAUAGAUCCGGGCCCUCCAGAGAGAACAAAUUGUUGUUAUAUGUGGGGAGUGCUUUCUAAAAAGGAAGCAGUUGUUUGCUCUCAUUUUGCUAAAGAAAUAAAACAAUAGUCAAUGCC
Molecule: messenger RNA, 4122 nt
Organism: Homo sapiens (human)
Lineage: Eukaryota; Metazoa; Chordata; Mammalia; Primates; Hominidae
Gene: ZC2HC1C
Product: zinc finger C2HC-type containing 1C
Exons: 3
Coding region: 328-1698 (456 amino acids)
Source: RefSeq, a predicted model, not a curated record